Dreissena polymorpha is the source of this 1749-nucleotide messenger RNA. RefSeq lists its product as uncharacterized. The record is from RefSeq and is a predicted model, not a curated record. NCBI's taxonomy places the organism in Eukaryota, Metazoa, Mollusca, Bivalvia, Myida, Dreissenidae. The transcript has a single exon. Gene Ontology annotation, molecular function: zinc ion binding; nucleic acid binding. Bases 1 to 1749 code for a protein of 582 amino acids.
AUGGCAACGGGCCUGAUUGGGAACAUUAACGCAUAUGACAGCAAUGUUGAAACAUGGACUUCCUACCAGGAACGACUUGAACAGUACUUUGUGGUCAAUGACAUCGAUAAUGAACGAAAAGUGGCAGGACUUUUAACGCUCUUCGGUGAAAAGACGUACGGGUUGUUAAGGAACCUUACCGUACCAGCAAAGCCGUCCGAGAAAUCGUAUGAGGAACUUUGUCAGCUUUUACAAACUCAUUUGUGCCCGAAACCGUUAAUAAUCGCGGAGCGAUUCCGAUUUCACAAGAGGAAACAAGCAGUGGGCGAAAGUGUGAGUUGUUACGUAACUUCACUUCAGAAGUUGGCAAAAUUCUGUGAGUUCGGAUCGAACUUGAACGAUUCUUUAAGGGACAGGUUCGUUUGUGGACUUAAAGAUGCAGGAACACAGCGAAGAUUAUUGUCAAUCGCUGAUUUAACACUGCAAAAUGCCAUAGAAAUAGCGCUUGCCAUGGAAGCUGCACAUAAGGACGCCGCCGAGUUACAGUUAUCGGCAGCCGCCGAUGUGCCUGUCAAUCGAGUUGGACAUUCAACAAAACCCAAGAAAUGGAAGCAGCACAAACAUGCCAAAGAGAGCAGCAAGUGCAUCCAUUGUGGGAAAACUAACCACCCCUCCGAAAAAUGCAGACUGAAAGAUGCAGUUUGUCAUCACUGUAAAGCAAAGGGACAUAUAAAGGCUAUAUGUAGGAAGCUUAAGUCGGUGCAGUGUAUGGAGGAAAACGUUUCAGUGAUCAACACUGUGAAUAAAGGAGACAACGGGAAAUUCAUCGUUAAGCCGAUAUUUAACGAUGUCGAGGUACCCAUGGAGCUUGAUACAGGAUCAGCAGUUACCCUCAUAUCAAACAAGGAUUUCCGAAAACGAUUCGGAAAUAUGAGGCUCGAUCCUGCUUUUUCCAUACUGAAGACAUAUUCAGGCGAUGUCAUAGAGCAACAAGGGACAGUUAUGGUGCAUGUCAGUUACAAUGGACAAUCGCGAACAAUGCGACUUUGCGUCGUGAAAGGUGAUGGGCCUGCACUGUUCGGAAGGGACUGGCUGAGUCACAUCAAACUGGACUGGGACACACUUUUUAACGUGAACUCUGUAACAACGGAAGGCCUGAAGGUACGUCUAAAUUCUAUACUUGAAAAACAUAAAGACGUGUUUAGUGACGGUAUAGGACAGGUGAAGGGCAUUAAGGCAAGGCUCACCCUAAAUGAAAAUGCUCAGCCUAAAUUCAUAAAGGCUAGGCCGGUACCAUACUCUAUUAAGCCAAAAAUAGAGAAAGAACUGGACAGUCUCGAGAGUCAAGGAAUCAUCUCGAAAGUGGACACCAGUGAAUGGGCAACACCGAUCGUUCCUGUCGUAAAAGGAAACGGCGAUGUGAGAAAUUGCGGUGAUUUUAAGGUUACCGUAAAUCAAUCAAUCAAGGUUGAUAGAUAUCCUCUCCGAAGAAUCGAGGACGUUUUCGCCAAUCUGUCAAAUGGGCGAAAAUACAGCAAGCUUGAUAUACGACAAGCGUACCUACAACUAGAAUGCGAGGACGAAACCAAGGAGUUGCUAACGAUCAACACCCACCGAGGAUUGUACCGUUACAACCGGAUGCUAUAUGGGGUUUCUUCUGCUCCAGCUAUAUUGCAACGCACAAUGGACCAACUUCUUCAAGGAAUCCCUGGGGUGCAGUGCAUGCUGGAUGAUAUGGUGAUUACUGGUAAAAGUGAUAAUGUGCAUUAG